AUGGCUGUCCAAAACCCUUCGUCUUCCUCGAGCAGCAAUGCGGAGACGCCGCCACUGCACCUACUCCUCUUCCUCCACUUGCUGCUUGUCGCGCCAGCUGCCACCUCUCUCAGCUUCAGCUACGACUCCUUCGUCUCCGACGAUUUCAGGCAGGAGGACGACGCCAUGGUCACCGACGGCCGGAUCGAGCUGCUCGGCGAGGAGUUCUCGGCGCGGGCCAGGGGACGGGCGCUGUACAAGCAGCCGGUGCAGCUCUGGAACGGCGCCACCGGCGAGGAGGCCAGCUUCGCCGCGGGGUUCAACUUCACCAUCCGGUCGGUGGCUGGCCGCGGCAACGGGUUGGCCGGCCACGGCAUGGCGUUCUUCCUCGCGCCGUUCAUGCCGGACAUGCCGCAGGAGUGCUACGAGGGCUGCCUCGGCCUGUUCGACCAGAGCAUGGCGAAGAGCGGCGCCAUGGGUAACGCCACCGGCGCCGCCAGCUUCGUCGCCGUCGAGUUCGACACGCGGAGGGAUGGAUGGGACCCUAGCGGCCGGCACAUCGGCGUCGACGUGAACAACGUCGACUCGCGCGGGAACUACAGGGUCCUUCCGGACGACAGCCUCGUCGACGCCGGCGUGAUGUCCGCGACGGUCGCGUACGACAGCGGCACGAGGACGCUGGGCGUCACCCUCGCCGUCGGCGGCGCCACGUACAACCUCUCGGCGGACGUCCACUUGCGAAGCUUUCUGCCGGAGCAGGUCGCUGUGGGGUUCUCGGCGGCGACCGGCGACGAGUUCGCCAGCAACCACACAGUGCUGUCCUGCACCUUCAGCUCGACUCUGCCGACGAGGAGGACACGCACCACCCCGGCAUCAACCUCGUUAGCCAGGCCGGCGCAUAUCAGCGCCGCCGUGGCCGCGGCCGGCGCGCUGAUGCUCCUCCUCGCCGUCGCCGUCGCCGUGCUCAUCCGCCGCCAUGCUCGCCGACGCGACGGCAGCAAAUACCACGCGUCCACCUCCGACGGCGACGACCCCCUCGGCGUCGGCGACGAGGAGGACCUGGAGUCCGGGACGGGGCCACGCCCCAUCCCGUACGCACAGCUGGCGGCGGCGACGGGCGGCUUCUCCGAGGACGUCAAGCUCGGGCAGGGCGGGUCCGGGGCGGUGUACGGCGGGCGCGUGCGGGAGCUGGGGCGCGACGUGGCGAUCAAGGUGUUCACGAGGGGGGCGUCGACAGAGGGGAGGAGGGAGUACAGGUCGGAGGUGACGGUGAUCAGCCGGCUGCGGCACCGGAACCUGGUGCAGCUGGUGGGGUGGUGCCAUGGCCGGCGGCGGCUGCUGCUGGUGUACGAGCUGGUGCGCAACGGCAGCCUCGACGGCCACCUCUACGGCAACGACGACGCGCUGACUUGGCCGCUCAGGUACCAGAUUAUUGUUGGAUUGGCCUCCGCCGUGCUGUACCUCCAUCAGGAAUGGGAGCAGUGCGUCGUCCAUGGCGACAUCAAGCCCAGCAACAUCAUGCUCGACGAGUCCUUCAACGCCAAGCUCGGCGACUUCGGCCUCGCGCGCCUCAUCGACCACGGCAUGAGCCUCCAGACCAUGACCGCCGUCGCCGGCACGCCGGGCUACCUCGACCCGGAGUGCGUCAUCACCGGCAAGGCCUCCGCCGAGUCCGACAUGUACAGCUUCGGCGUCGUCCUGCUCGAGGUGGCGUGCGGGAGGCGCCCCAUGACGGUGGCGCCGCCGCCCCACAAUGCUGCCGCCUUCGACGACGAUGGCGGCGACGGCGAGCGCCAGGUGUUCCGGCUGGUCGAGUGGGCGUGGGAACAGUACGGCCGGGGUGCGGCGGCGGCGCUCGACGCCGUGGCGGACGCGCGGCUCGGCGGCGCGUUCGACCGGUGGGAGAUGCAGCGCGUGGUGGCCGUCGGGCUGUGGUGCGCGCACCCGGACCCGAGGGCGCGGCCGUCGAUCAGGCAUGCGGCGGAGGCGCUGCAGUCGAGGAAGUUCAGGAUGCCGGUGCUGCCGACGAGGAUGCCGGUGGCCGUGUACCUGCAGCCGUCCGCCGCGUCCACCAUGAAGUACGGCGACAGCAUGAGCUCCGUCGGGUCGGCGGCUGUUGGUUACUCGUCGACCAGCCUCGCGACGGCGACGGCGACGGCGUCGUCCAACUCCAGCUUGCCGCCGGCCAUCUCUGGCAGCUUGAGCCCAAGAGAAUGAGCUUUAAUUUUAGUAUUACAUCUUGGUAAAAUGGUAAUUGUGGUAGGUAGGGAAGGAUACAAGUUGAGUGCAAAGGAGUUGUGCUUGUAAUAUUUGAAAGAAAUGAUG
Oryza brachyantha (malo sina) is the source of this 2304-nucleotide messenger RNA. RefSeq names its product L-type lectin-domain containing receptor kinase IX.1-like. The coding region runs from base 1 to 2196 and encodes 731 amino acids. Gene Ontology annotation, molecular function: carbohydrate binding; protein kinase activity; ATP binding. The transcript is spliced from 2 exons. The record is from RefSeq and is a predicted model, not a curated record. Lineage: Eukaryota; Viridiplantae; Streptophyta; Magnoliopsida; Poales; Poaceae. Gene Ontology annotation, cellular component: plasma membrane. Gene Ontology annotation, biological process: protein phosphorylation.